UCUCAUUUGUCAUAUGCCAUUCAGAUCUUAGGGUUUUCUCUCUGCUUUGCCCCCUUUUAUCGCCGCCACAGAUCUUAGGGUUUUCUCUGUGCUUCUUAUCAUUUUCAAUCGAAGACACUCACUCUUUCAUUGAACAUGUCUCGUUGCUUCUCUUUCCCACCUCCAGGGUAUUUGAGGAAUACCGAUACCUUGAUCGAAGAAUCGAUUAAGAUCCAAUUGGAUACGGAGAAGCCCAUUAAAGACAGGAAGGAGAAAAAGGACAAGAAGGAUAGGAAUGAGACUAAGGAGGAGAGGAAGUUGAGGAAGGAAAAGAAGAGGGAGAGGAAGGAGAAAAGGAAAAGGGAGAAAGAAGAAACUAAAAAAGAUUCAAAGCUCAAGCUUACGAAUGAAGUAAAGGAACCAAAAGACAUUGGAAAGUUACAAAAGGGUGAAUAUUAUGAGAAUGAGCAUUUUGAGAAGAGUGAUAUUACACAGGAACUUGACAAACCCGUCUCUUCUCCUCAAGAGCCUUACUCAUCUGACAGCUCUCAAAGCAGUAAGAGGAAGAGGGACACCUUGUUACCUAGCAAAGAUCAUGGUACCGGUAUUAGAAUUCGACUUCCAUUGAGGAAACAUAGAGAACCUGAGGAAGUUAAAAAAGGGUUUCAAUUGGGUUCUUCUUCAAGAAGUGUUGGAAUUUCAGAUUCAAUUAUUCAGAAAACAAAAAGAGUUCAACGGCCAUUGCAGGGUAUCACUAAAGUUGAGAACCCAAAUCAGCUCCCUGUAAGUUCUGCCUCUUGCAGACUACCAUUGAAGAAUGUUGAGACCCCAAAUGAGCUAGCUGGAAUUUCUACUUCCCAAAUUUGCAGGCCACUAUUGAAAAAAGUUGAAAAUCAUUCUUCCUCCCAAGUUUGCAGAGCACCGUCCAAAAAAGUUGAAACCCUCCUGCCUGUAAAUUGCAGACCACCAGUGAAAAAAGUUGAAAACUUGCAAUGUGGACCAGUGAAAAAAGUUGAAACCUUGCAACUUGGAAAUUCUGCUGUUUGCAGACCACCAUUGAACAAAGUUGAAACCCUCCUCCCUGUCUCCAAAGUUUGCAGACCACCAUUGAGGAAAGAUGAUACCCCAAAUCCUCCUCCUGUAAUUUCUGCCUCCAAAGUUUGCAGACCACCAUUGAGGAAAGAUGAUACCCCGAAUCAGGCUCCCGUAAUUUCUGCCUCCAAAGUUUGCAGACCACCAUUGCCGAAGAAAGACGAGACCCUGAAUCAGCCUUCCGUAAUUUCUGCCUCCAAAGUUUGCAGACCACCAUUGCCGAAGAAAGGUGAGACCCCGAAUCAGCCUCCUGUAAUUUCUGCCUCCAAAGUUUGCAGACCACCAUUGUCGAAGAUAGAUGAGACCCCCAGUCAGCUCAAAGUAGUUUGCAAACCAUUGAACAAUUCAAUUGUUGAUGCUCCUUCGAAGCCAUUGGUUCCCGUUGAUGCUCCAACAGCAUCAACAGCAAAUGAAACAGUUGACGAAGAAAGUCUAAGGAUGGAAUCUUUAUAUAACUCCUUACUUAAAAUUCCUCUGGUAACGUAUGAUUGUUUUGACGCAGUGGAUCAAGAUUGGUUAUUUAGUUCUGCACUGACAGAAUCAAAGUCUGUCUCCAAGAAACAGAAGAUUGAUGAUGCCAUUCCGUGUUCAAAAUUUCAAUGGCCUCCUAGGGCUCAAUAUAUGCCUGAGGUUGAAGUGUAUGCUUUGCCUUACACAGUUCCAUUUUGAUUCUUGUGGAAAUUUUUUUGUAGGCCUAGAGUUAGCUUUUUUUAGAAGCCAGUGUUCUGCAAUAUUGGAAGAACCCUUGCAUUAUUUUUUCCAAACAGAAAAUACAUCUAUAUAGAUAUCAUUGUGGCACAGAAUGAGAUACAUAUUGUUUACGUCAACAUGAUUGAUUAUUGAUGUACGUUUUACUAAGAUACCACCUGACCUCUGCAAUGGGAUUGGGAGAAUGUGUUGUACAUACUGUGAAAAAAUACAGACUUUUAAUCCAUUUAUUGUUUCACCUA
Molecule: messenger RNA, 2021 nt
Organism: Lathyrus oleraceus (garden pea)
Lineage: Eukaryota; Viridiplantae; Streptophyta; Magnoliopsida; Fabales; Fabaceae
Exons: 3
Coding region: 136-1740 (534 amino acids)
Source: RefSeq, a predicted model, not a curated record